GCUGCUCGGAGAAAGCUUUUCUUUUUUCAUCUCGAACGGCUGAAAAAUCGCAGGCGUCGUCAGUGAUCGAGGCCCGCGAUAACGCGCUCUCGUCGUCCACGUCGAAUUAGAAUAAUGAUGGACGGUUGUCGUUGGCCGGGCAGGAAGUGAUAAAGAUUACGUUCAGCGACCCGGCCGCGUGCGUGACGCCUCGUGAACGCGCGCGAUUUUCACGGAAAAGGGCCGCCACGGAUGCGGCGGCAUAUUCCAAGGAGCAAGAAAAGAAUACGACACACUGAGUCACGUGCGAACCAGUCCCUCCCACUUGCGGACGCGGUGCCGCGGAUUUCAGUGCACUGAAAAUCGUAACAUCGCCAACCUCUGGCAGCUCCGCUUCCUCAAACGCCUCGUCCUUUCUUCUUCGUUGGUAAUCGAACGUCGCCGAGUAUCGUCGAGGGGAGAUCGGCAUCGAGAUCCAGAUCGGAGAUAUAACCUCGCUGGUUAUCCCACAGCAGGAUUUCAUGCGAACGCAGACCAAUUGCAUCACGGUGAAUGCCUAUGGACGCGGGGGAUCGCGAGUGAAACGAAGAUCGGGAAGAUCGGGAAAAUCGGCGAGCAACGAACGGUGUCGCCUCGGAAAACCAUAGACGCGCGUGUUGAUCGGCGCCCUGUGCGGUGACGAGCCGCGUACGGGCCUGGUGCACGUUUUCGCCGGCACGGCACUUGCGAAAAAUUCAGCUCUGCCGUGCAGCCGAGUUAAUCAGGAAGCACACACGUUUUUCCACGACACGCGCGGAGCACACGAGAUUCGACUAGCGACUAGCGACUGGCGACCACAGUGUCUCGUCCUCGGCGUUAGCGUCAUCGUGUGGAACCGCGAACGAGUGUGCGGUCGGAACCAUGCACGCGGAGAUCAGUGCUCGUCAGUCGGGAGAUCUCUGAAAGAAAACGGCAGAAAGUGGGAAUAAUCGACGCGCUGUGUGUACCACCGGCCGGACAAUUCUUUCCACGCGUCAUCCAUCAUUUCGCGGUGGUGUUUCGUCCGAUCUCUUUUAUCCACCGCCUCUCAACGAGGCGGCAGUUUCGUCGGGGUGAUAGGUGCGCGAGUGAGUGAAACGAGAAAAACUGACCGGUCUCGCGAAUUAGUGUCGGAUGAACUGGAAACACCGUUCGUACGAAGUGAAAGAGGAUGGUGACGAGAACGACGACGACGACGACGACGACGACGACGACGACGGCGACAACGACGACGACCAAGACGAAGACGACGACGACGGUGACGAGUACGAGUACGAGCACGAUCAGGACGACGAUGACGCGAGGCUGGUAGAUCGAAGAUCCACUGGACACGAGUUUAGGUUCAGAACUCUGACCGGUACACGCUUUAUGCCGCAAACUAACAAACCGAAAGCACGCGGAUUGGAGGAAAAUGGCUGAUCCGGACUAGACUCACGCUACUCUCCCUUCUGCUCGUUCUUUCUCUACCUUCCAAUCAUCGCGUCGUUUUCCAGCUUUCUUCGUUGCUUCGCUGAUCUCACGAAAAGCACGCUUCCUUCUUCCCGCUAGACUCCGCAACAGAAUUUUUCACUGGUUACAAAAAUACGUAUAUAUACGUGUAUUAUUUACGAGCAAAAGUUUGCAAAGUGAUCGUGGAUAUUCGUUCGAAACGCGACGAAACUCUCGAGGAUCGACCGUAAGCGAGUCAUGCCAGGCUUUUGUGCAACGAUCGAUCGAAUAGGUGCCGGAAGGAGAGUGGGUGGUGUACGGAAAAUAGAGAGAGAGAGAGAGAGAGACAGAGAGAGAGAGAGAGCGAAUGCGAGAGAGAGAGAGGGAGGGAGUAGCGCGAUGAUUAGUUGCAGUGUUUUGGAAAACAAUGCGCAAAAUUUCGCCGGUGAUAAAUAAUAAAAGAGCGAGUAAAAGUGUAACGUCGGGCAAGAGUGAAGUGGCGUGCAGGUCGUGCGUAUGAAUAAACAACCCGGGCAUAUGUAUUGUCCAUUAACGAAUAAAAAUUAAAUAAAACACGAGCA
Bombus pyrosoma is the source of this 2006-nucleotide messenger RNA. RefSeq names its product trigger factor-like. NCBI's taxonomy places the organism in Eukaryota, Metazoa, Arthropoda, Insecta, Hymenoptera, Apidae. The transcript has 3 exons. The record is from RefSeq and is a predicted model, not a curated record. The coding region runs from base 1132 to 1416 and encodes 94 amino acids.